AUGUUUUUUAAAUAUUAUCCAUUUAUGUUGUUGUUAAAUCAUUAUGCUUCUGCCGGAAUUGAUUUGUUCAGUCUUAUAAACGGAUUGAAUUAUCUAAAUGCCGAACUUAAUAAUUUAGAAACGUUUGUGGAAGAAUUUACAACUCAGACAUGUUGGAUAAACCAAGAAUUCGACCACUUCAACUCGACAGAGAAGAGAGUUUGGAAAAUGAGAUAUUUCCAAAGAUUGAGUUUUAGGAAAUUCAAUGGGCCAAUUUAUUUAUUUUUGGGGGGUGAAAGUGCUGCUUCUCCGCGAUGGGCGCAGACUGGGAUAAUGUACGAGUUGGCCAAAGAAACAAAUGGAGCUAUGUAUGUAUCUGAACAUAGAUAUUACGGUGAAAGCAAACCGUUGAAUGGCACUGACGCGGAAGCUUUCAAAUAUCUGAGUGCUAGACAAGCCUUAGCGGAUAAUGCAAAUUUUUUGAAAUAUCUUAAACGUAAAUCUGUAUACAGAAAGUCAAAGGUUGUUGUUAUUGGAGGAUCAUACUCCGGCAACUUAGCGGCGUGGAUGAAAUUGUUAUAUCCUGAUUUAGUUGACGCGGCUAUUGCUAGUAGUGGCCCUGUUUUAGCAAAAACGGAUUUCUUUGAGUACCUCGAAAAAGUUAACGACAAUUAUGAACAACAUGGUACGGAGAAUUGCUUAGGAAAUAUUAGAAAAAUAUUUCAGAGAUACGAUAAAUUAAUGCAGAAUCCUGAAGGGAUCGAAAUACUAAAAAAAGAAGAGAAUAUUUGUGAAGAAUGUGAUUUAUCUAAGCCAGAAAAUCAGCAAGUUUUUUUCAGUUCUAAAGUCGGAGAAUUCAUGCAGAUCUCCCAAUACGGUACCACAGGCCAAAUAAAAAGUCAUUGUAAACGUAUAGAAACUGAAUCUGUAUGUACGAACCGAUCAGAGGAAUCUAACAGCAACAACUGUAGUUGCUAUGAUUUUGACGAAAUGAUCGAUAGCUUUUACGAGGAAGAAAAUAAAUGGAUUUUGGCGUGGCUCUAUCAAACUUGUAAUGAGUUUGGUUACUAUCAGACAACGUCAUCAGAGGAGCAACCAUUCACAAAAAAUAUACCCCUUGAAUUUUAUACUAAAAUGUGUCUUAAACUAUUUGGUCCUGAUUUUGACGAAGCUAGAGUGAAUGAUGGUGUUGCAGAAGUUAAUGAUCUUUAUGGAGCAUUAAAACCGAACGUCACUAAUGUUGUUUUUACAAAUGGCGACCUCGAUCCGUGGAGCACUCUCGGCAUAUUGGAAGACCUAUCAUACAGUGCACCAGCGGUAGUUAUUCCUAGGUCAUCCCAUUGCAGGGAUCUGUUUUCUAAUAGAAAAGGUGAUAUCGAAGAAUUGAAAGAGGCUAGAAAGCAUGUAAAAUAUUUAAUAAAAAAAUGGAUUGGGGCUGAAUCCUAACUUUCGUAACGUGAUGAUUUCAGGUGAUGGCCUUUUAACAAUUUGCAUCAGUAUUUUUCUACUUUACUGUUCAUAAUUCUUAAAUAUUUAUAUGGUGAUUGGGUUAAAUAGAAAGUAAAAUACAAAAGGUUUAUUAAAAUAAUUUUAUAUUUGAUUCCAUACAGAUUGUCCUUAAAUUAGGUUACUAUUUUACCAACACCCUAAUUUAGACGAAGGAUGUUGAUGCUAUACGUAACUAUAACAAAGUACCGUCGC
Pararge aegeria (speckled wood butterfly) is the source of this 1680-nucleotide messenger RNA. RefSeq names its product putative serine protease K12H4.7. The record is from RefSeq and is a predicted model, not a curated record. Bases 1 to 1425 code for a protein of 474 amino acids. The transcript has a single exon. NCBI's taxonomy places the organism in Eukaryota, Metazoa, Arthropoda, Insecta, Lepidoptera, Nymphalidae. Gene Ontology annotation, biological process: proteolysis. Gene Ontology annotation, molecular function: serine-type exopeptidase activity; dipeptidyl-peptidase activity.